Spea bombifrons (plains spadefoot toad) is the source of this 2513-nucleotide messenger RNA. Its product is annotated as guanylyl cyclase-activating protein 2-like. Gene Ontology annotation, cellular component: cone photoreceptor outer segment; photoreceptor inner segment. Gene Ontology annotation, biological process: visual perception. NCBI's taxonomy places the organism in Eukaryota, Metazoa, Chordata, Amphibia, Anura, Pelobatidae. The coding region runs from base 1350 to 1931 and encodes 193 amino acids. The transcript has 4 exons. Gene Ontology annotation, molecular function: calcium sensitive guanylate cyclase activator activity; calcium ion binding. The record is from RefSeq and is a predicted model, not a curated record.
AAUCCAGCCGUUUUCUUCAUGGACCCCUGUUUCUCUAUCAAUACCUCGACGUGUGGCUGGUCCAACACCUGAGAACGUACGGAGACGUGGGAUGACGCUUAUCUCAAACCGUAUGGAGGGAUGCCGAGAUCCAAGCUCGAUGACUGGAAGAAGUAGAGACCAUCUGUCAUUUUAAUGUAUCGUGAUAUCACGUUGUGUGAAUACCUAUUGUCCAUAUGGUGCCUCCUACAACUUGUGCCACAAUCUUAUUCGUUUCCACCGGACUCGCCAGCCUGGUUUUAAUUUGAUGGACCCUGCGUGAUGAGUAGAAAAAUAAAAAGAGAGUUUUGUAUAAAACAUCUGCCUCGCGAUCUGUAUUUUAGAAUAAAGUCUGUUUGUGGUUAAAAGUGUUGUUAUUUGGUAACAAACCGCAUGAAUGAUGGACAGUUGGACACCCAGUGCAUUAAAGUAGCAAUCACAUGGCUCCAGCGUGCAUUCUGAUUCAGGAACAAGAUAACUUCUUCUCUCUACUUCAUUUAUUUUUGUGCAGUAGCCUCGUGAUUAGCAGAAAACAUUCAAAAUGAAGCAAAUGUUAUCACAGAACUUGAGAAACUAAGCCAAAGAUACCAUCAAGUUCUACCCAUCUACUGAUCCUUCCUGCUUUUGAUCCAAAAAACACCCAAUUAAGCUAUUUUUUGGAUUCUGCCAAUUCCUUCUUGACAGCCGAAGGGGAUCAGAGUUCUCCUUGGAUCAAGAAGCUCUAAGAUAUUAAUGUUUAUUCUAUCAUUUAUAGCCCGGUAUGUUCUGCUUUUACCCUUUUUGAAGGCAUCUGUUGUAUCGGAUACAACCACCUGCCUUGGCAGUGAAUUCCGUACCUUUAUUGCCCUCACUUUUAAAGAUCCCCCUUUUCUUGGUCGUCUAUGAAAUCUUCAUUCUUCCCGUCUCAGAGGAUGACCUCUGAAGGUCACUGGAAACAACUUACAGCCCUUACAAAGCUGCUUCGUUCACUAAAUAUGGUCAAACCUCUGUAAAGUUUAAUUUCAUUUGUUUACUCCGGGGGAAAAUAAAUUGUCUGUUUUCAUGAAUUCAUCCUGAAACUUUUGCUAAAAGCAUUGAUGGUUUCAUGUUGGGAUCAGAAAAGAAAAAAAAAAGGGAUUACUGGGAGAUAAUUAAAUGACCCUACUAAUGAGCUCAUCAGAUUUCAGCGUAUUUGGUUUGUAUAUAUAGACGGGUUCUAGUGUUUUGCGGAGACAGUAUUUAUUUCCAGCUCUCCAACUUUCGCCCUCGGUGGUGUGAUGGACGCUAGAUCUCUACGGAACUCGGAAUGCGUGAGCCCCACAAUUAGGACAAUCCAGACAAAAUUCUAAAAAAUGGGGCAGAAUCAAAGUUCUGGUGCCGAGGAGAUCGAUGUGGCAGACUUACAAGAUUUGUAUAAGAAGUUUGUGAUCGAAUGUCCUAGCGGAGCUUUGUAUCAACACGAAUUUAGAAGAUUUUUUGGAAUUUCCGAGAACCACGAAGCUUCACAAUUUGUUGAAAGAAUGUUCAGUUCUUUUGAUAGAAAUGGGGACAACGCAAUUGAUUUUCUCGAAUACGUGGCAGCUCUGAAUCUCGUACUACGUGGGAAACUGGAGCACAAGUUACGAUGGUCGUUUAAAAUAUACGACAGGGACGGAAACGGUUCUGUAGAUAAAAGGGAAUUGAGAGAAAUCGUACAGUCAAUUUAUAGUGUGAAGAAAGACUGGAAAAGGGAUCCAGAAACAGAAUUAAUGAGCCCUGACGACGUUUGCGAGAGGAUUUUUCAGCUUGUUGAUGAAAACGGAGACGGCCAGCUUUCACUCGAAGAGUUUAUAGAAGGAGCGAAGAAGGAUGAAUGGGUCUUGAAGAUGCUGCAGCUCAACACAAGUCCGUAUAACUGGGUUAUGGAGCAACGGAGGAAAAGUGCUUUAUUUUAAAAAUGAUCGUAUUUGCCUUGUUUGUUACUUUUGGGAACUCCCAGGGUUUGCCCCUAAGCCUUAGGGGUUUUGCCCCAAUCUCAGGGUGAAGGGGCAGAUUCUCAGGGUUACACAGUCUGACUGCAGGUAGAAUAUUCCUAUUCUACCUGCUGGGAUCAUACAUUAGACUCCCAAUUGGUUCUUUUGCCCCAGUAUGUUACGAUUGAUAUCCCUGCUUGAAUACAGGCGACUCUAUUAAGUGUAUCUUUAAAUAAUGACAAGUCAAGGUUUCCAUGACGACCGGUAUUAGAGCCAUUUGGUUAACACAUUUGAUUAGUCACUACAUAGAAUCUUUAUAACGGGCUAGUAAAGGGUUAAUACUUGGAGAGUCUCCGGGUCGGCUUAUUUAGAAAGUUCCCAGGAAUGGAUAUGACGCAAAUAAUUUCAUUUCCCGUCACUCUAAUGUGACUUUUCUAGCCCGGUAUGAUCCAGAUCUUACCCAACACCUAUCAAAUAGCACCAUCUGCUGGACAUUAUAAUGAAUGCAUCUGUGGGGCAUCUUUUCCACUGAAACCAAUCAAUAAAUAUUAUUACUCAAAAAAA